Molecule: messenger RNA, 2472 nt
Organism: Lasiosphaeria miniovina
Lineage: Eukaryota; Fungi; Ascomycota; Sordariomycetes; Sordariales; Lasiosphaeriaceae
Exons: 3
Coding region: 1-2472 (823 amino acids)
Cellular component (GO): MBF transcription complex; SBF transcription complex
Molecular function (GO): protein binding; DNA binding; transcription coactivator activity
Source: RefSeq, a predicted model, not a curated record
AUGGCGGUUGCCUCGCAGCAGUCGCAACCAUCUUCGCAGCAAUCCUUUUCCAUAAGCCAACCGUCUUCGCAGACCGCCAACGUUUCCGCAUCAGUCUAUCGCCAAUACACUGACCCGCCUCCCAGACUACCGACCGAUCCCGUCAUGUCAAUUUACUCGGCCACGUACUCCGGCGUGAACGUGUAUGAAAUGGAGGUGAACUCCGUUGCCGUCAUGCGGCGACAAAACGAUGCGUGGCUCAACGCUACCCAGAUCCUUAAGGUCGCCGGGGUUGACAAAGGCCGCCGCACGAAAAUACUCGAAAAGGAGAUUCAGACGGGCGAGCACGAGAAGGUGCAGGGCGGCUAUGGUAAAUACCAGGGCACGUGGAUCCCGUUUGAGCGCGGUCUCGAAGUGUGUCGCCAAUACGAUGUCGAAGGGCUGUUAACAAAGCUCCUAACUCACAAUCGUGGUGGACCAGAGGGGGGGGCGGGUGACGUUGAUACGCCCACCAAGGAGCAGGCUAUGGCGGCGCAAAGGAAGAGGAUGUACAAUGCCAGUUCCCAAGAAAAUCGUGGGAAUGGCUUAGCGGGGACGUUUUUUAAGAACAUAUCGUCCACAGCAUCCCAUGCCGUCGCUGCCAUUAGCAAGGCCCGAUUCGACUCUCCUGCGCCUAGAAAUCGCAGUGGCCCAACUCGAGCGCCUAGCUUCAACCGCCAAUCUUCAAUGCAAGAGGCGAACGAGCUCCCAGCAAAUUCGCAACAGAGCUUUGUUUCCGACUACGGGCAGAACACCGAGUCGGCAUUUGGGUCCCAGACCACCCAGCCGCUCAACGGCGGCGACAGCUUGGAGCAACCUCCCCGGAAGCGCCAAAGGGUGCUUACUCCCGCAAACAGUUUCGGCGGGCUAACCCCGACAUACCCGCCAUUGGAGUCUUACGCCGCAAACUUUCCCGGUUCUCCGACUGAGCCGAACGAGUCGUUCAUAUACUCGCAGGCUGGCCUCAAUAACGAGCCGGAGCCCCAUUACGGGCCCGGCCCGCUCCGGCCCCUGCCAUAUGAGAUGUCGCCCGAGGCUGAGGCAAAAAGAAGCAUGCUAAUGGGUCUUUUCAUGGACCCCAACGGCCCGGACGAGUCAAAGCAAAACGUUCUGCGCAACAUGACCCCCCAGCAGCUAGAUGCGCCCAUCGAUACGCAGAGCCAUACGGCCUUACACUGGGCUGCGACCCUAUCCCGCAUGCCUCUUUUGCGGUCCCUUAUUGACGCUGGUGCAAGCCCAUUUAGGGUGAAUGCUUCGGGAGAAACUGCUCUGAUGCGUGCCUGUGUGGUGACAAAUUCUAUGGACCUUAAUACCUUCCCCGAGCUACUUGAUGUGCUGGGUGGCACGAUUGACGUCACCGACGACAAAGGGAGAACCGUGCUACACCACAUUGCUGUUACCAGCGCCGUCAAGGGUCGGAGCAUUGCCAGCAGAUACUACCUCGACAGUCUUCUGGAAUGGGUUGUGCGGCAAGGGAGUGCCCCCAGCAGCCAGAAUAUUCCCAACAGUAACGGUAUCAGCGCGCCUGCGAGGAUGGGCAUCGGACGCUUCAUUAGCGAGAUUGUCAACGCCCAGGACCACAGCGGCGACACGGCCUUGAACAUCGCCGCUCGCAUUGGCAUACGAAGCAUCAUCUCGCAGCUUCUCGAGGUUGGUGCGGACCCAAACAUUGCAAACCGUGCCGGCCUUCGGCCCUUGGACUUUGGGAUUGGAGCCGAAGCGGGUGAACAGGCCAAUGGCGAGUCCAACUUGGAAAGAAACGGCGUUGCGCAAGGCUCAAGUCACAAGAGCAGGGAAAAUAGCGACGACGUGGUAAAUUCCAUCACACACCUUAUUGGCGAGACAUCCUCGCUUUUCCAGGCCGAGCUAAAGCGGAAGCAAGACACGAUUGCCUCUCUGCACAACUCGCUACGAACCACCUCGGGACAAGUUGGUGAAGCUCGCCGCACACUUGAAGCCCUGCAAGAAAAGCUGAACGCGCAACAACUUGCGCGCCAAAUGGUGGUCAAUCUCAAAAGAGCCUGUGACGAGGAAGAGUAUCGGCUAUUGCAGGUUGAACAGCGUCAUGGACGGCUAGACGUGGCAAGUGCAAACGCUUGGGAAAUGGAGCUUGAGGCGGCGCUCAAAGGCGCGUCGAACCCCCAAACGCAAGAUACACCGGGGGUCAACGGCCACAGCCCGGGGCUCCCAAGUACUGCAGUACUCCGCGCUAGAAUCAACGCCCUUCGCAGUAGCUCCACCCAAACACGACAGGCGGUGGCAGCUCUUCAGGCGAGGAGUAAAGAAAGAGAGCUCAAAUAUCGCCGCCUCGUAUCGCUCUGUACACGGCAGCCAGAAACAGAGGUGGACACGCUGCUGGAUACGCUGACGAGAGCGGUAGAGUCAGAAAAGGGCGAGUUGGAAAUUUCCAGAGUCCGGAGGUUCUUGGGAGGAGUCGAGGGCGUCGUGCACUAG